Messenger RNA from Danaus chrysippus (African queen), 585 nucleotides. Lineage: Eukaryota; Metazoa; Arthropoda; Insecta; Lepidoptera; Nymphalidae. The record is from the annotation of a GenBank genome assembly.
AUGGCGCGUGUACCACCGCCUGCACUCAAGAGGGACAAGAAAGAGAAGAAGCCCCCUAAAGAUAACUCCAAAAAUGUUAUGCGAAACUUGCAUAUCAGGAAAUUAUGCUUGAACAUCUGUGUUGGUGAAUCUGGUGACAGAUUGACACGUGCUGCAAAGGUGUUGGAACAGUUGACUGGUCAACAACCCGUCUUCUCCAAGGCCCGCUACACUGUCAGGUCUUUUGGUAUCCGUCGUAAUGAAAAGAUUGCUGUGCACUGCACUGUGAGAGGCGCCAAAGCCGAAGAAAUCCUCGAAAGAGGAUUGAAAGUCAGAGAAUAUGAGUUGAGACGUGACAACUUCUCAGCCACUGGCAACUUUGGUUUUGGUAUCCAAGAACACAUUGAUCUUGGUAUCAAAUACGAUCCUUCCAUUGGUAUCUAUGGUUUGGACUUCUAUGUCGUCCUUGGAAGACCAGGAUUCAAUGUAGCACACAGAAGACGUAAGACUGGCAAGGUUGGUUUCCCUCACCGCUUGACAAAGGAGGAUGCCAUGAAAUGGUUCCAGCAGAAAUAUGAUGGUAUCAUCCUGAACAGCAAAAAGUAA